AUGGCGCCACGCCUCCUCAACACCAUCGAAGCCUCAAGCAGCACACCCGCAACGCAUGCCGUCCCCUUCACGACCUCCGCCGCAGGCGCCGCCGCCCUCUCGCCCUCUCCCUUUGCGGACGAGGAAAUCAUCUCGGGCCUCGCCUCCUCCUUGACCAGCGCCACCAAUCAGCCUUCAUUUGACCCGGCCACCUACCUCGCCGCAUACUCGCGCACUCUCGAGCACGGCAAGAUCGUGCUGCAGGCGCGCAAGCAGCCGCGUACUGGCCGCGCGCCGCUACCGCCGGUGUGGACCCCGCACCGCGAGUGGUUGGCGGAGGGACUGGAGUAUGUGAGUGCGGCGGUGGCGAGGAGGAAGAUACGGAUGGGGGACACAAUUAGUGAGAAUGGGUUGGUGGUCAGCUUGGUGCUGGAUCGGGAGAGUGGGGAGAGGGGGUAUCUUGAUGGAGAGGUGUUAGUGGCGGAAGUGGGGGAUUGGCAGGGCGCGGGAGCUGCUUGGGAGCGGACGCAGAUUAGGAACGGGAGCGUUGUUGUUGUAGUGGGGAGGGGCUGGGUCGGGGAUCGGGAUGGGUUGGGUGAGGAGCUGGUACCGUGGCCUGAUGGGGCUGGGGAGAAGGGGUUUGUGGUGUUGGAGAACUUCCGCGUGGUCGAGAUCUGGGAGGAGAGGAGGAAGGGGCGGGGUGAGAGUGUGGGGAUGGUGAAGCUGCAGAAGGCUGUGUUAGGAGAGGAGAGUUGGUGGAUGGUGGGUAGGGAAGGGGGCGAGAGAGUGAUGGACAUGAGUGAGAGGCGCUUCUGGGGAGAUGAGUGGGAUGUCGAAAAGAGACUGAAGUGCACGGCGUGCGGACUGGGGAUGCCGAGGAUGUAUAAGGAGUGUUGGAUCUGUGUCAAUAGUAGUUGCGGGAAAUUCUGGAGGGAGGGUAUCACGGAGGGGCGGGGUACCAAGGGCCUGACUGCAGCCGCCAUUCCGGACCGGUUGAGGUGGCACAACGAGUUCCUGAUGGCAAGAACCAUGUUCGAUCAGCACAUGAAGCCGAGUUGGGAGCUAAAGCCAGACAUCGUGCAAGCACUGUCGCCACCGUGGGAGCCGGUCGAGGACUACAAUGUUAGCGCGCUGGGAACGAUGAGGAUGCGGUCACUAUGGCGUGGAGGCGUAUGUCCUGGUUGCAACAACAUCGUGCCGACGAUUGAGUGGUGUGUGUGGAGAUGUCAGAACCAGCGUUGCAGCGAGCGGUGGCGUCUUCGUGUCGAUAUUGGCCCGAUGCCGUUGCAAGCUGCUGUCCCGAGGAUGUUCACGAGUUGGUUGGGACAUCCUAACCUGGAGCCGGAGUGGCCCGAAGAGUUAGGCUGCAGAGUGAGGCGAAUGUAUCACCCGACGUUCAUGGUAGAUGUGUGGGAGAUUGUCGACAACAUUCCUUGGCCAGCCUCCCUCAGGGUCAUUACGCCAACAGCACCUUUCAAUCAGAAGCCUGGUGGCGCAGAUGAGAUUUGGAAGGUUCUGCUGUCAGAUACACGGUCUGUCCACGAGUCAGGACGGAGCAGCCAUCAUGGGUCCCUCGCUCCAAAGCUGGUUCUCAAUCGCUCCAAUCAGUAUCCGAAGCUGGACGGUCAUUUCCAUUGCACAUUCGGAGCAGAGUAUGGUUUCGACAAUUCUGGCAGCAACAGCGACACUAAAGCAGUUCCCUUGGCCAGUGCAAGUACCUCUAUAUGGCAAGCAAAGAACGUCUUAGACCAUAUGUGUCAGGAAGUGAUGGAAGGAUAUGAUAUCGACCCCUCGAACUCAGUCCAAGUCCACGGCUACAUGGACGGCAUGAACCUUGGCUGGCACACGGAUGGCGAACAAGAUAUCGGCAACUCUGUCGCCACACUGAGUGUGGGAGGGGACGCCGAGCUGGUCGUCCGGACUAAAAGGGAUGACGAGGAUAUGGACUACAUUCUGGGACUCGCCGAUAAGGAAGCUCGUGCAAACGCGAGGGUCCGGAUUCCCUUGAUCCACGGCUCAAUUGUCGUCAUGUAUGGACCUUUCCAUCACCACUUCGAGCACAAAGUUGAAUGUAAAGGUCCUCUAAGGUUUGCCAUCACGACGCGUCAUAUCAAGCAACUCGAAAGAGCAGUCCUACUGGAAGAGAUGCCCCCUACCAAGCUCUCUAGGCGGUUCAAUGGCCAAUUGUUUGCAGAGAGCGACGAUGAAGAGCCACCGCAGCCAACUCGAAGCGCUCGACCUUCACGACCGAUCUGCAGACAGCCGACGCUCAAGCGUGCAAGAGUGAUGGGCCGCAGCCCUUCGCCGCCAGCACGGCGGCUGCGGCGUACGAGUCCAUCGCAAACGCAGGGCCCGGAGGAGUUCAAGUCUGCGGGCUGGACUCAGGCGCAGAAGGAUCAGAUCAUGCGCUGGCAUGACGGAGGCAUGCCCUAUAAACAGAUGGCAAAGGAAAUCGAGAGGCUUUGGGGUGAGGGCAAGGUCAAAGACUCACUGCUUCGCAUGGUUGUCCAUCGAGAGGUCAAGCGUCAGGAGUAUAAGCGGAGGGUAUUGGGUGGAGAUGAUAACGAGGACGAUAUUGACCGUGAAUCGUCUCUUGCUCCGUCGGAUUCAGCAUCGGCUGCUGCUGGUGCUCACGGUGACGCGUCAAAAUGGACGCAGGGCGAAAUUGAUUACUUGCUGGCACGCAGGCAUGAAGAUCCACCAAUGCCCUACAAGGAGAUCUCGGCCAAUAUGAAGAAGGAUAUUGGCAAGAUCCGAUCAGACAAGGCUUGUCGCGAGCAAAUGACGACGUUGAACCGCAAGAAGAAGGGAGUGGCCCGGAACCGAGCUAAAGGCCAGGAUCCUACGGCAGAAGUGGGCACGCCUGUUCACGGGCCGACUUCUCCGCUGGCUCAACAAAUGGCGACCGCCGAUAACGAUGAAGACGCUGAGAUGAGCGAAGUGGAAGAUGCGCCGGCGCCGUUGCUCGAGCAGGCGCAGCGCAGAGCCAGCCGAGCUGGUCGGGCCGUCGGCGGAGUGGGCACGCCGGUGGUGAGACCUGGUGGUGAAGCUCGUAUGAGUCGGAGUGGUCGUGGAAACCGUGCUGGUGCUGCAGGGAGACAAGGCAGCGGAGAGACGAUGGAGGGCAUCACAUUCGGUCCUAUAGCGGUGGAGUCGCCAUCAACGAGGAUGAGGACGAGGAGUAAAGGAUAG
This is a messenger RNA of Cyphellophora europaea CBS 101466, 3171 nucleotides long. RefSeq lists its product as uncharacterized. Gene Ontology annotation, biological process: DNA repair. NCBI's taxonomy places the organism in Eukaryota, Fungi, Ascomycota, Eurotiomycetes, Chaetothyriales, Cyphellophoraceae. The transcript has 3 exons. The record is from RefSeq and is a predicted model, not a curated record. The coding region runs from base 1 to 3171 and encodes 1056 amino acids.